Messenger RNA from Cornus florida, 1305 nucleotides. RefSeq lists its product as uncharacterized. NCBI's taxonomy places the organism in Eukaryota, Viridiplantae, Streptophyta, Magnoliopsida, Cornales, Cornaceae. Bases 73 to 918 code for a protein of 281 amino acids. Gene Ontology annotation, molecular function: RNA endonuclease activity; sequence-specific DNA binding; RNA binding. Gene Ontology annotation, cellular component: nucleus; cytoplasm. The transcript has 8 exons. The record is from RefSeq and is a predicted model, not a curated record.
GUUAAAAAAAAAAAAAAAAAAAAAAACCACAAAUAGGCGCUCUCUCUGCCUUCUGGGUUGUUCGGCAGACAGAUGUUCUACUCCUCCGCAUUCCAGAAGCUCUACAUCAUGGCAGCCAAACCCCAUCGCUUCCGUCAAAUUGCAGAUACUACUCUUCAGAGCGCCGCAAAAAGACCCAGAUCAGUUUCCACAGACUGUUCCAUGAAGGACGCUUUCGCCAAAUACGCAGACUACCUCAAUGGACUUAAUGACAAACGAGAAAGGGUGGUAAAAGCAAGUCGAGAUAUCACCAUUAAUAGCAAAAAGGUCAUAUUUCAGGUGCACAGGAUCAGUAAGGACAACAGAGAGGAAGUUCUGGAGAAGGCGGAAAAGGAUCUAGCAGCUGUGACAGAUCAGUAUAUAUCCCGGCUGGUAAAAGAACUGCAAGGGACUGAUUUCUGGAAGCUAAGACGAGCAUACUCUCCUGGGGUACAAGAAUAUGUUGAAGCUGCAACACUAUUUAAAUUCUGCAAAACUGGGACUCUUUUGAAUCUUGAUGAGAUUAAUGCCACUUUAUUACCGCUAAGUGAUCCAUCAAUUGAGCCUUUGCAGAUUAAUGUCCUCGACUAUCUGCUAGGGCUCGCGGACUUGACAGGUGAGUUGAUGAGAUUGGCGAUUGGUCGAAUAUCAGAUGGCGAACUUGAAUUUGCUGAGAAGAUAUGCAGAUUUGUACGUAAUAUCCACAGGGAGUUGACCCUUCUAGCACCGAAUAUGGAUGACAGUUCUGAGAUGAAGACAAAGAUGGAUACGAUGCUACAAAGUGUAGUUAAAAUAGAAAAUGCUUGCUUUAGCGUCCAUGUCAGAGGAUCAGAGUAUAUCCCACUUCUUGGUUCUGCCGAUAACGGUUACUCCUUACUGGGGGUGACUGACCUUGAAUGAUGAUUCUUCUUAUCUGGAAAAAAGGAGGAAAGCUCUCUGGUUUUAUCAAUCAGAAAGCCAGACGCCUUGUGCACCCACUUGGGCGCCCAGCAGACGAUACAUUUUGGAACACUUCAAUGAGGGUAACUUGGUGCCUCGAUCUGCAGGUUGGAAAAAAUUAUCAAGCUUUUAAGUACAUCUUUUAUUAGUAAUAUUUAGUGUUGAAGACAGAACAGUUGGGCUUGAAUUGAAAUGCCGUGGUUGAAAGUUUUUGAAGUAAUUUUUAUUGUGGUUUUAGUAUGUUUCUUUGAAUUUGGUUACAACAUCAAAUAGUAUAUACAUCUCAAGUUAUUAACUUUUGAUUGUUGUUUCAAUAUUAUGAUGUAUAACCUUGUGGACUGUUUCUGA